UUGUAUUAUUUUCGCUGGUUGAAAACCGCACCGGUGUACUUUUGUUACUAACCUAAGCAUUUGGCGUAAUUUGAGGGUGUGUCAUUUUAUUCCUCAUUUUUUUGUGUCCAUUUUCGAUACACACUUGAGGACAGCAUCCAAAUGGAGCUAAUUUUCGUCAUGUCACCACUUAAAAUGGUGAACUAGUAAACUAACAGGUAAACUACCUUUAUGGAAUGAUUUAAAUUGGAUUAAAAGCACAUCACCGGCCACACAUUCUCCGUCUGAGGAGACCAGCUGCUGUGAAAUAAAGGCCAGCAGAAGAUGACGUGACGUUGCCUCACCUGUAGGCGGGGACAACUCUUUGCGUUUGUUGUUUUUCUUCGUUCACUCUCGAAAACGGAGAGUUUUUUUUUGUUUGUUUUGUUAUUCUUGCUUCUCCAAGGAGCACAGAUAUGGCGGAUGCUUUAAACGCCCUGCUAACUCAGUCCUGUUUCAGAGUUUUACAGGACAGGUUGGAGAAAUGGCAAAGAGAGUAUCAUGUGAUUUCCUGUGAAGAGAACAUGAAUCGAUGCUGUGAGAUGAUGGAAUUUACGGCCAAAAUCCAAGGACAGCUUUUUGCGAUUCUUAAUUCGGUUGCUGCUGAAGGUCAACACACAGAUGGAGUUUCCACGCUAAAAACGCGCCUGCUUCCUUGGCUGGGGGCUUGUUUCCCACCCUUGCAACCUCCUGUCCACAAAGACACCGGUUUCAGUCUUUUCCAGGAUUUGGCAGAAAAGGAGCGAAAGCUUAAGGAGCUCCCGAGCGGCAACAUGAGCGACAUGCAGUGGAUGGAGUCUCAGCUCUGCUCCACUCGCCUGGAGCUGGACUCUGUUAAGGCAGAGCUGAAUGAUGCUCAGAGGGAUCUGAACAAGACAAAGAGCAAAACAGCCACCGCCCAACAGACCACUGAAGAGGAACUACUGCAACUGAAAGAAGACUUGAGAGUGGCACACUUACAAAAGGACCUUUACAAGCAGAAAUUGGAUUCCUAUCACGACUAUGAGCGUCAGAUGUCAAAAUUGAGGGAUGAAGUGUCAUAUCUGAGCUCACAGCGGUUGGCCAGAAGCAAUUCCGCGAGGCUUCCGUCGAGCCUCCGCUGCACCUCCACCCCCCUUAGAUCCGAGACCACCCCGCGGUCGCAGCUCACCAGCUCCUCCCGCCUCAUGCGCGUGGUGUCGCGCUUCAGUGACCUGUACAAUGAGGAGCGUAAGGAGGCGCAGUUACAGCUUCAGGGCUACUUGAAUGACUUGGAGACGGUCCGGAGGAUUAUCUUCAUUGCCGUAGUGGAGUCCUUCAAAGCAGCGAAACUGGCUCACCGUCUCUUCAGGCUGCGCGCUCGCAAAAGUUUAUCCUCAUGUCACUUUGGGCCCGAAAGCCUGGAAGACACUGUGGUGGACUACAUUGUCCGAAACCAGGACCUCUACGAUGUAGAGAACAGCGUCGAGGAAGUACUUAGCGCCAUGAACCUCAACCCUCGCAUCGCCUGCAUCCCAAAAGUCAACUUUUCCGUGGCCGGCCCGUUGAUUCGGGAGACGUGCAAGUUGGCCUUCACCAUGCAGACGUUGGACCCGCCCAUCGACUUGGCCUUUGCCAGUGACGGGGAACUUUUCAUCAGCAACAAGUACCGUCGCAGCCCCGACUCGGACCUCUCGGCCCAGUUGGUCUCGUACCACGUGUGGCCCGCUCUGAUGCAGGGUGGCACCGUGCGCGCCAAGGGCGAAGUCGUGACCAAGAAAGGAGCUGUGUGGAGCAGAAGUCCAAUCAGUUUCAUGCGCUCCCAGUCUCUCAGUCCAACUCGCAAUCUCACAUUUAACGAAGGGAGAAGCUUGUCUCCGGACGCUCUCUCCGCCAGCUGUCUGUGAAUUAUUUUGGGAACCAUGACGGGAAGUAGAUUUUGACCACGCAGGAUUAAAAAAAAAAAACGGAUUGGACUGGUCAGUUUACAUCUCACGCAAGAAAAUAUCUGCCGCACUUUGCAUCCGUGUGACCGGAGGCCGCACAGUAAGUGGAGGCAAGCUAGCUUGGCAGUUAUGUUAACGGCUACUCGGUGCUAAAGUCAUUAGGCAUUUUUUUUUGUCCAUCUUAGGGUCCAUGUAAUUGUGCACUCUUCAUAUGAACCUUGAGCUGGAUACGAAGGCUAGCUAAUUAAUGCUCAAACGGCUACUUUAACCUCUCCAGUAUCACAGUAUGCAGUAUGUAUAAUUUGUCUUUGUUUUAUUUCCCCUUCAUUGUUUUGAUGCAAAGUGCCCACAAUAUGCAUUACCUCACUUAUGAUGUAAAUAGCUUGUGAAUUAACAUGUCAUUUAGGAAUCCACAGUACUGCAUUUUUGGCCACGUAGACGUAAUACGUUUAGCUUGCUGUCAAGCUAGGUGCAGUAGCGUGAACGUACCACUUUUAUAAGGAUUUUUGUGUGCUUUUUAGUUUUGGGGG
Molecule: messenger RNA, 2452 nt
Organism: Hippocampus zosterae (dwarf seahorse)
Lineage: Eukaryota; Metazoa; Chordata; Actinopteri; Syngnathiformes; Syngnathidae
Gene: spata18
Product: spermatogenesis associated 18
Exons: 12
Coding region: 435-1883 (482 amino acids)
Biological process (GO): mitochondrial protein catabolic process; mitophagy by internal vacuole formation
Cellular component (GO): mitochondrial outer membrane
Source: RefSeq, a predicted model, not a curated record